Molecule: messenger RNA, 2718 nt
Organism: Boleophthalmus pectinirostris (great blue-spotted mudskipper)
Lineage: Eukaryota; Metazoa; Chordata; Actinopteri; Gobiiformes; Gobiidae
Gene: rab3db
Product: RAB3D, member RAS oncogene family, b
Exons: 5
Coding region: 234-902 (222 amino acids)
Biological process (GO): protein localization to plasma membrane; protein secretion; regulation of exocytosis
Cellular component (GO): synaptic vesicle; endosome; plasma membrane
Molecular function (GO): GTP binding; GTPase activity
Source: RefSeq, a predicted model, not a curated record
GUUCUGCACACCCCUCCCUCUCUCUCUUCUGCUCCUGUGCGCAAAAGACAUCCCCAAAACAAGUGAACCAAGCUGGAAAGAAAGACUGACCAACUGUGGUUUUAGGACAUAAACUAUAUUAUUUCGCUAGCGCAUUUGUCAAGAUAACUUUGCCUGGAAUCUUCCAAAUAAAGAAGUAGACCAGCGUAAAGGGCGAGAGGCGGAAACAGUUCGGAUCACUUUAGCGCACUAGGAUGGCGUCCAGUGACUCGAGGCUCCAGCAGCAGCCCUCACAGAAAGAUGCAGCCGAUCAGAACUUUGACUACAUGUUCAAACUGCUCAUCAUCGGGAACAGCAGCGUGGGCAAGACCUCUUUCCUGUUCCGAUACGCAGACGACUCCUUCACCUCAGCCUUCGUCAGCACCGUGGGCAUCGACUUCAAGGUCAAGACCGUGUUCCGCCAGGACAAGAGAAUCAAACUACAGAUCUGGGAUACAGCGGGACAGGAGCGUUACCGCACCAUCACCACAGCGUACUACAGAGGGGCUAUGGGCUUCCUCCUCAUGUACGACAUCACCAACCAGGACUCCUUCAACGCUGUGCAGGACUGGGCAACUCAGAUUAAGACGUACUCGUGGGACAAUGCGCAGGUGAUCCUUGUGGGGAAUAAGUGUGAUUUAGAAGACGACAGGCUCAUCCCAACAGAGGACGGGCAGCGGUUAGCAGAGGACUUAGGUUUUCAGUUCUUCGAGGCCAGUGCCAAAGACAACAUCAACGUAAAGCAGGUGUUUGAGCGGCUAGUGGACGUCAUCUGUGACAAGAUGAACGAGAGCAUGGACGGAGACAUGAAUCUUAUGUCCAACCACAGAACCCAAAACCUGAAGGACAUGUCCUCGGAGAACCAGGGCGGCUGCUCCUGUUAGGGUCCCUGGGUACUCUGGGAUACCAUGUGGAGCCCAAACCGUCCUGUGUGCCUCUGAUGCCAACCACUCCCCCUGGACCAGACCAGACUGUAGUGCUCUUCACCAAUCAUGGCAUCCUUAUUAUAAUCUUUUGUAAUAUAGGUAACUAUUGGUAACCAUAUAGUUGCAGUUCUCCAGUAGUGAUCUUGCCUUGGAGUUUUUUCAGAAUGGAGCUUGUGCUGGGUUGCCUGGCAAAUCUAGAAUAAUGUCUCUCUGUAUUUUUUAUAUAGAUUGAUAUCAGUCUGGUCCCCCCCAAACGUGAUCGUACAAUCAGUUUAUUUUUUUUCAGUGAUGCAUGUGAAACAAAGAAGCUCACUGGUCACCUUUGAUUUACAAAUAAAUCUAAUUUAUCUCACCUCAGAUUAACAGAGUUUAGUGCUUCGCUCAUUCAUUCUACAGAAAUCUGUGAUGUUUUUCACCCCUCUGUGAUAUUUUUGUCCUUUAUUUUUCCUAAUACGGAUGGACCACGCGUGUCCCCGAUUGGCUAAUCCACCUGUCAGUCACACCCAUUUUAAAACGGGGAGAUUCAUCGGUGACCAGACUCACAUCUUCGUAAGGUAUUGAAGAAGUGUGUAUUCUGGUUCCAGGCAAUGUGCACAAAAUUGAAAACUCUUUAAACACACUAAAACCAACAAUAAAUCUUUUAGGGUUAACGACAAAUGGAGAAAAUCUUUUUUUUUUUUAACAAAAAAAAUUUCUAUAUUCUCAUCCAAGUUACUGUGUGUUUUUAUUGCCUGACCUGGGUUAUAAUUAUGAUUUAUGAUAGACAAUAUUUAUUUGAACAACCUAAGCCUCAAUCCUUUUUCAUAUAAUUUUAUACUGGGAAUUCAUUCAGCUUCAACAACUAUGACUACUUAAAGGGCCCAUAUUAUGCUAUUUUGUGAUCUGUUAUAAUGCUGUUGUUUGCUCAUAAAAAAUAUACCUAAUAUAGGACCUUUAAUCAUUCUCAACAGUUGGCCCAUUAGUCACUUUGUUCUUUGAUAGGUUUUUAUGCCGAAUUACUGUCCACUCCUUUUCCAAUUUGUGUAGCAUGUGUAUAACCUUAGUUCGAAUAUCCUCAAAUAUCAAAAUGCAGCUCAUGUUUGUCUCCCAGUAGUACUAAUGAGAAAAUGGAUUGCAUGACAAAUCUGUACUUGCUAUGAGAUAAAUGACAUUCUGGUCUUUGAAUAGUCACUUUUUAAAACUAUAACUAAACUAUAUUGUGCUCAUUAUUUAUGAAACUUUGUGAAUAUUUUUGGAAUGUAAUUUUAAGUAUUAAAGUCCAUCUGCAACGGUGCAUGGCAAAUCAAGAAGCCAAGUGAUUCUUUGUAUACUCUCCAGUGCCUUUUUCACUCGCAUGCUGGUAACAGAUUGUCAGUUAGUGUGAACCACAACAGCGAUCCCACUUAACUUCUCAUGGUCAUUCACCACUCCCUGAUUUUGCUGUUCACUUAUCUCACUGGUCACUACUGCUGCUAAACAGUGAUAGUUCUAAGAAUGUAUUGCACAUAGCAUCUCACUUGGACCGGAUGAACUCUGGUAUAGUAUCAGUCAUUACACUAAAUCAUAUCUAAAACACUGUGCAUUUAGCCUGUGGAGUCAGCUGUGUUAAAAGAUUUCUGUGAACCACUUGUACUUUUGUGUUAUUGUGAUUUAUAAACUGUAUUUUGGUUUGGGACUGUCGUAAGCGAUAAAACUUUAUGUUUUUAACGUAGGUUUUGAAUGUGAUUAUUGUUUGAGGAAAAUAUCUAUUGGAUGGUAAAUAAAAUAAAAAAUAAAUAUGAAAUGCAGCUCUUUA